AAAGAUUAUAUACCAUUCGCCGGAAAUGCUUAAUUUUCCGGUGUGGUUUAGAACUAGGGAAUGCAGUAGCUAAGGAGGCAACAAAGAGAUCAAAAGUAUAAAAUAGAAAAGAGAGUUCUAAGAAAAAAUGGACGGAGCAUUGUUUAAUGAACAGAGUGACGUCGUUCUACACACCAAGAAGAAGAAAUCCGACGACGAAAAGGACCAUCUGGUUGUUUCUGUUACGACUCCUACGGCUCAAAAUCACCGGAGCCGAUCUCAAGCUGCUACUCGGCGCGUGACUCCCACGACUACUGCUACUUCAUUCGUCACCGCGGGUUUUGGUACCGCCGUCGAGAAAUUCCUCCCUAACGGUGAUCUUUACAUCGGUAGCUUCUCAACUAACGAGCCACACGGACCCGGAAAGUACCUCUGGAAGGACGGGUGCAUGUAUGAGGGGGAGUGGCGUCGUGGGAAAGCCAACGGGAAAGGAAAGUUCUCUUGGCCUUCUGGAGCCACUUUUGAAGGUGAUUUCAAGUCGGGUCGGAUGGAAGGAUUCGGGACGUUCAUCGGAUCCGACGGCGACACAUACUGUGGGUCGUGGAGCUCCGAUCAGAAACAAGGCUAUGGCCUUAAACGUUAUGCAAAUGGGGAUUACUACGAUGGGUCAUGGAGAAAAAACCUGCAAGACGGACACGGUCGGUACGUUUGGAGUAACGGGAUCGAGUACGUCGGUGAAUGGAAAAACGGCGUUAUCUCUGGUCGUGGGACUCUGAUUUGGGCUAACGGAAAUCGUUAUGACGGGCAAUGGGAAAGUGGUAUGCCCAAUGGAAACGGAGUUUUCUGUUGGCCGGACGGAAGUUGUUACAUCGGAGCGUGGAACGAAGAUAACAUGAAGAGAACUCAACAGCUAAACGGGACGUUUUAUCACGGGAACGACGGGAAGGAGCAUUCUCUGAAAGGAGGGGAGAGUUUGGUGCUUAUGCCGAGGAAAAGAUCAUCCGUAGAUGGAAGAGGUAGCUUAGGGGAAAGGAACAUGAAUUUCCCGAGGAUUUGCAUUUGGGAAAGCGAUGGUGAAGCUGGGGAUAUUACUUGUGAUAUAUUAGAUAAUGUGGAAGCGUCAAUGAUUUACAGAGAUGGGUUUAGACAAUUUAGAAGGAAUCCUUGUUGUUUCAGUGGGGAAAUUAAGAAGCCAGGACAAACUAUUUCCAAAGGCCACAAGAAUUACGACUUAAUGCUUAACUUGCAAAUGGGUAUCAGGUACUCUGUUGGGAAACAUGCCUCGAUUAUGCGGGGUUUGAAGCCGAGUGAUUUUGACCCGAGGGAGAAGUUCUGGACGAGGUUUCCAGUUCAAGGAUCAAAGCUCACGCCUUCUCAUCAAUCUCUGGAGUUCCGUUGGAAAGAUUAUUGUCCGUUGGUGUUUAGACAUUUGAGGGAGCUAUUCCAAGUGGAUCCUUCUGAUUACAUGCUUGCUAUUUGUGGCAGUGAUGCCCUUAGGGAGCUUUCUUCUCCGGGGAAGAGUGGAAGCUUCUUUUACCUCACUCAAGAUGACAGAUUUAUGAUAAAGACAGUAAAGAAAUCUGAAGUCAAGGUAUUUAUAAGGAUGCUUCCGAGUUACUACCAACAUGUUUCUCGAUAUGAAAAUUCCCUUGUGACAAAAUUCUUCGGAGUGCAUUGUGUCAAACCUAUAGGUGGCCAGAAGACCCGGUUUGUCGUGAUGGGGAAUAUGUUUUGCUCUGACUAUCGAAUUCAUAGACGGUUUGACCUGAAAGGAUCCUCCCAUGGCCGCUCAACUGAUAAGCCAGAAGAGGAAAUUGAUGAAACCACAACCCUAAAAGACCUGGAUCUUAAUUUUGUGUUUCGCCUUCAGCAAAAUUGGUUCCAGGAGCUUAUGAAGCAAAUUGAUCGAGAUUGUGAGUUCUUGGAGGCUGAGAGAAUCAUGGAUUACAGUCUUCUUAUUGGAAUACAUUUUCGGGAUGAUAAUAGAGGUGAUAAAAUGGGGUUAUCACCUUUUCUCUUGCGGACAGGCAAAAAGGAUUCAUAUCAAAAUGAAAAGUUUAUGCGUGGCUGUCGAUUUCUUCAAGCUGAGUUACAGGACAUGGAUCGAAUUUUAGCUGGCUGGAAACCACUGAUCAGGCUAGGAGCAAACAUGCCUGCUAGAGCAGAGAGACUGUCGAGAAGAAGCGACUUCGAUCAGUAUAUGCAGGGCGGAGUUGGUCACUUAUCGCAUAGUGGUGAAGUUUAUGAAGUAGUCUUAUACUUUGGCAUCAUUGACAUCUUACAAGGCUAUGACAUCAGCAAGAAGCUGGAGCAUGCAUAUAAAUCACUACAAGCCGAUCCUUCUUCAAUAUCAGCUGUUGGUCCAAAGCUCUACUCAAAGAGGUUUCGGGAUUUUAUAGGACGAAUUUUCAUUGAAGAUGGGUAGCAUGAUGAAAAGGCUAAAUCAGAAUAAAAUGUCUGGCCUCGGUCUGGUCUGAACAUGCUACUUCGAUCUUCCCACUGGGAAAAUCAUGCAGGCCUGUGUUACUAUUUUAGAGCUAAGACACCAAAGGGGUAGACUUAAACAACAAGCUGGUGAUUGUAAAUUUGCGGGAGUCAUUGAUCUAGAUAGACAGCAGCAGGCUUUAGAGGAAAUGCCGAUGGCUGAAUUUUGAGGAUUAGCUUCCUCAUCAUGAUAUGGAAAUUGGAAGCUGCAAGCCCCAGUACAUUCAAAAGGGGGGGGGCAUAAAUUAGGAUUACGGCGGGUUCCUUGUGUUAUUUUUCAUUAUCAUUGUCAUGGGGGGUGAAGAUUUAGG
Hibiscus syriacus is the source of this 2774-nucleotide messenger RNA. RefSeq names its product phosphatidylinositol 4-phosphate 5-kinase 1-like. The transcript has 8 exons. Lineage: Eukaryota; Viridiplantae; Streptophyta; Magnoliopsida; Malvales; Malvaceae. Gene Ontology annotation, molecular function: ATP binding; 1-phosphatidylinositol-4-phosphate 5-kinase activity. The coding region runs from base 128 to 2404 and encodes 758 amino acids. The record is from RefSeq and is a predicted model, not a curated record. Gene Ontology annotation, biological process: phosphatidylinositol metabolic process.